Molecule: messenger RNA, 1443 nt
Organism: Aspergillus viridinutans
Lineage: Eukaryota; Fungi; Ascomycota; Eurotiomycetes; Eurotiales; Aspergillaceae
Exons: 1
Coding region: 1-1443 (480 amino acids)
Source: RefSeq, a predicted model, not a curated record
AUGCCUCUGCAACGACUUGAAGCACUCCCAACAGAGGUCAUAUUGUCAAUAACUACUCAUAUCACCAGCCACAAAGACCGCUUCGGUUUCGCCAGAUGCUGUCAUCGUUUGUUUGACAUUGUAUACCCGUGUACAUUCUGCUCGAUUGAACUAGCCGAGUACUGCACGUCGGACCUCAGCUGGCUGAUUCACUUCCUUUUGCACCAUCAGAACGCUCGCCGCAGCGUGGAGAGCCUUAUACUAGGUCGGCCGGUCUCCUGUUCCAAAAAGCAUGUCCACUCAAAUGAUUUGCCAACAACAGACGCUAAGAUUGUCGCAGAAGUCAACGAAUUGGUCAAUUACUUUACUGGGUGGACCAAUUGGCGGAAAGAGCUCCAAAAUAGGAACAACUGCGAUGCCUGGCUUGCCUUCCUGCUCUACAUCCUGCCUAACCUGCGGUCCAUCAAAUGGGUUUGGAAAGAAUCCAGGACCCGAUACGCAGCAAAAUUAGUCGACGAAGUGAUCUUGCGUCGGGACCAGUUCAUGGGAAGUGGCCCGUUGGGCAAACUGGAAAAGGUACUUCUCAAGGGCACUGGCAGGAGAGAAGGUAUGAUUGGGCUAAAGAAAAUCCUGCCAUUCGUCUACCUGCCGUCGCUGCGCAUGUUCUCGGCUCAGCUGGUCAAAGAUUUUGAUCGGGUUCUUCCUGAGAUGAAGAAUGGCGCGUCCAGCGUAACGCAUCUCGAGCUCCGGCAGAGUAUCACGCGAACGGGAUUCGAGCGCUUGAUACGACUCUGCACCGGUCUGAAGUCGUUCAAGUACUACUACGAGCCCGGCCCGUUCACGUUCGAAAGGACGGCUACGGUAAUAGCCCAUCUGCAAAUGAGGAAGGAUACCCUCGAGACACUGUGUCUGGAUUCCGAUUCCUACUCCAUGCUGCAAGGGUUUGAGAGACAGCACCAGUGGGUUGGAUCGCUGCGAGAGUUUCGGAAAUUGAGAAAUCUCCAGCUGCAAAUGGUCCAUUUUUUUCAUCACGAUCAACAUCUCCCUCCAAGGAGGUUGGUAGAUCUUCUUCCUUCAUCGCUCGAGACUUUGUGCAUAUCUGGAUGGUGGCGUGAGAAUGAGACGAUCAUGUUGGCUGAAAUGACGGAUCUGGUGCAUGCGAGAGAUGAAUUUCCUCAUUUGUCAGAGAUGACUAUCCAGGGGAGAUUUCUUACCAAGAUAUUGUCGCCUGGUGAAAUAAUGAAUUAUCAGACAUGGACACGGCCCCUGCCGAUAAUUGACGGGAGGACCAUGGAAGACAGUAUCCUCGAGGUGACGGCGCCGUUGCGUUCCAGCUGCGAGCAAAACUGUGUCUCCUUUUUUAUAAAGGAUUACGAGGUUGAAGCUAGGGCACAAGGACAUAAGGAUCCACCUGUCCAGGAUCUGCUCCCCUUAUUCCGACAAGGAAGUUCAAUCUGGAUCUGA